Dictyostelium purpureum is the source of this 1932-nucleotide messenger RNA. RefSeq lists its product as uncharacterized. NCBI's taxonomy places the organism in Eukaryota, Evosea, Eumycetozoa, Dictyosteliales, Dictyosteliaceae. The coding region runs from base 1 to 1932 and encodes 643 amino acids. The record is from RefSeq and is a predicted model, not a curated record. The transcript has a single exon.
AUGGAAAAUAAUAAAAAAGAAGAGGGAACAAAUACACCAUCCUCAAAUGGAGGAGGUUGUUAUUGUUGUGUUCCAAUGUCAUCAUCGGAAGAUGAAAAUGGUGCUUCAAUAUCUAUUAAAAACAAUUUAAAAGAUAAUAAUGAAAAUAAAGAAGAAAAAAAAGAAAUAUCGGAUCAAGAAUUAUCAACCACCAAGCGAUCAGAAAAGAGAAGAAAAAAGGGAGGUUGUUGUGAUAUGUGCCAAUGUAAUAGUAAUAAUAAUUUCAAUAAAAAAAAAAGCAGUAAAAAUAAAAAUAAAGUUGGUUUAAGCAGUGAAAGUGAAAGUGAAAGUGAUGAAACUAGCAGCGACGAUGAUAGUGAAAAAGAAGAAAGAAAGAAAAAAAGAAAAAAGAAAUUGAAGAAAAGAAAUAAUAAUAGUAAUAAUGAAAAUAGCAAUAGUGGUAGUGAAAGUGAAAAAAGAAGAUCAAAGCAAAGUAAUAGUAAAAGAAAUCCAGUUAGUAGCGAUGAAAGCUCUUAUUCAAGUGAUCAAGAAUAUAUCAAAAAAUCUAGCAAUACACAACGAAAACCGGAUAGAACAAGGGAUCACUCACCAGAAUCAAACUUUUCAUCACAAACAAAUACAACAGCAUUAACUUUUCAAACAAAUAAUACCAAUAGUAAUAAUAGUAAUCCACAUAAAACCCAAUGUUGUAAUAAUUGUUCAAAAGAGAAUAGAACCAAUGGUAGAGCAUGUUUAUGUCAAGUUCCAUCACACCAUAGAAGAGGCGUUUUGGGUGAAAAUGGGUGCAUAACAUGUGGUUGUCUUGGCUGCCAUCCUACCGAUGCUUUUGAAACUAAAUCAUCAUCUAGUGUAAUAAUAACAAAUAAACCAACCAAUAAUGCAAUUAAUAAUGGAUCGAUUAGCAGUGAUGAGUUAAAGAAUGGUUGCUGUAGGGCGUGCAUGAAGGCCUUCUCUGAGAAUGAUAAGGCUUGUCUUUGUCAAGUGCCCUCCAGUGUUAGACUAGGUGUUUUACCUGAUGGUGGUUGUAGAAUAUGCAAAUGUAAAGGUUGUCACCCAGAAGAAUUUGCAAAUAAAAAAAGAUCAUUAUCUGCAUCAUCAUCAACUUCUUCGAAUAAUAAUAACAAUAGUAGUAGUAAUAAUAAUAAUAACAAUAAUGGCAAUAGCAAUAAUCAUUCGAGAAAGCUUAGUAAUAGUAGUAAUAAUAGUAAUAAUAGCGGUUCGAAUGGAGUAUAUCCAUAUCAUCAUUCAAGAUAUAAUCAUUUUCAAUAUCCUCCACAUCAUUUUUAUCCACCUCCUCCACCGCCAUAUCACAGAGGUCACCAUUAUCCCCCACCACCACCGCCACAUCACCAUUCCUCUUAUCCUCCACCACCUUACAACUAUGGCACACCAGAAUUACAUAGAGGAGAUCAUCCAUACUAUGAUUGGGAUUUAUAUGAAGGUUCAUCAAGAAAUAGUGGUUCUUAUGAAAAAGAUUCAAGAACAUCAAAACAUAGAGGUCACAAUGGUAUAGUGGGUGGCUUUGAUAACCCUAGAGACCGUUCAAGAGAUCGUGGAACAUUAGAAUCAUCAUAUAGAGAUCGUUCAAGAUCAAGAUCAAGAUCGAGAUCAAGGGAUCGUGCUCGCAAUACCAGAUCAAAAGAUAGAUCUAAAUCAAGAGAAAGAUCCAGUAAUAAUAAUAAUAACAGCAGUUCUAAACAAUAUUACAAUAAAAAUAUUAAAAAUAAUUAUGGUGGUAGUAGUGCAAGUAGUUAUAUAGAUUCAGAUUCAGACAGAGAUUAUAACAAUAAUAAUAACAAUAAUUAUAAUAAUAAUAAUAUAGAAGAUUUUACAAAAAAAGAUUAUAACGAUUUAUAUGAUAAAGAUCAUUUUUAUAAUGGUAAAAAAUCAAAAGAGUCUGAUUGGUACUCGCCCAAUUAUACAUUUAAAUAA